Messenger RNA from Talaromyces proteolyticus, 4707 nucleotides. Its product is annotated as WD domain, G-beta repeat protein. The transcript is spliced from 5 exons. Gene Ontology annotation, molecular function: transcription factor binding. Lineage: Eukaryota; Fungi; Ascomycota; Eurotiomycetes; Eurotiales; Trichocomaceae. Gene Ontology annotation, biological process: positive regulation of transcription by RNA polymerase II. Bases 1 to 4707 code for a protein of 1568 amino acids. The record is from RefSeq and is a predicted model, not a curated record. Gene Ontology annotation, cellular component: nucleus.
AUGGCCGACUUGUCGUGGCAUCGAUCUGUGGCAUCAAGCUCGCAAUCAACGGCCCCAGUGACGCCCCUCGAAUCGACGUGGGAUUCGGAAUUCCUGCCAUGCGCCUCUACUGCCUCAUUAUUUCUGUUCUCGCAAGGUUCUGUCAUUCUAUGUCUGCAUCAUGAUACCUUGGCCAUCGAGCGCCGGUUUUCAUUGCACCAAGAGAGGAUCGCCUUCAUAUGUGUCGACAAUGUCAGUGAACGCGGAGCCGGUCGAUUGGUGGUGAGCUAUGAUUAUGCGCAAACUGCUAUCGUCUGGGACCUUUUCACGGGCAGCGAGAUCUCACGAUUCGCUUCGUUCGAACCUUUACGAGUAGCUGCCUGGAUGAGAAAUGGCAAUGUGGCCUUCGGAAAUGGCAAGGGAGAAGUGAUCCUUUUUGAGCCCUCCACAUCAGAACAUAUCUCUGCCCGCACAAUAUUUGAUCCUAUCACAUCAUUGGCUCCUGGGUCAGACUGUCGAACCUAUGCUAUUGGCUAUCAAAAUGGUUCUAUCUUGAUAGCCACCUUGCAUCCUACAUUCACAAUUCUUCACACCUUAACCACUGCUCGUGGGCCCUCGCCGAUUGUUUGUGUCGCCUGGCACGCCUCAUCUUCAAAGCAAAAGUCUGAUAUGCUUGCUACGCAAACCUUGGAUGGCGAUCUUCGAGUGUGGAGUGUGGCAAAGGCCCCGUCAACCGAAUCCCCUCGCGUGAUCCGGCCUAUAAAGAGAACAGAACCUUAUUCAUCAGGCCCCAAGUGGAUUGCAUGGUCGAAAAAUGGGAAGAUUGUACAAUAUUCUGACAGGGAAACCUGGGUCUGGGACGUUCGAACUAAAAACGUCACAUAUGUGACGAUCCCAACAAUCGAGGACGUUCUAGGAAUGGCUAACUACGGCCCGACCGCCACUCUCUUCACACUCGGUCCUAAUGAUACCGUCCAGCAAUAUGACUUGGAUAAUCCUGCUAUGGUGGCAAAUGUACGCCAUCUUCCUUUGGACCAGUCAGCGGCCAUAGAAGACCCAAAGCUUAGACCAAACUCACCGGCAUACUUUGACAGAGGUGGUGCUAUUCACAGUGCCCAUGGAUUCCGAGGGCCAGAAGUGUCGAUUCACGAGAUAGCCACCCAACAACGGGCAAAUAUGACCAGCCCCAUGUCGGUUCGCAGUCACACAAACUCGAUCAGUUCGCGAGCUUCGUCUGGGCGAGUCCGACCGUUCUCUCCCCCGGUCAAAUCGACCUACAGUGGCACCACUUUUUCCAUGACUUCACCACUUGGUCGCCAGCCUUCCCAAACCGGCACUUCGAUUGCAUAUGGCUCUUCUGCAUCCGUUGUCUCCUCUGUCCGCUCACGUGGCGGCUCACGUCUCAAAAACGAAGUUUCCCGAAGCCCUACAGAUAAACCGUUGGAGGACCUAUUCCCCUUCACAAGAGCACGGCUUAACGAUGUUCCGUACAACCAACAUGCUCCUCCCCUUGAUGAAUCCCGUUUAACUCCGGAGGACUUGCGACGGCAAAUGCUUAGGGUGGUUUUUGGGUGGGAAGGAGAUAUUGAGGAACUGAUUCACGAUGAACUAAGCCGUCACGCUCCGAACAGUCAGAACGCAAUAUUUCUAUCACGCUGGCUUGGAGAACAUGAUCCUACGCAAAUAAUGGCCAUGCUCAGUAAUGGUCCCGUUAGUUCAUCUGCUUGGAUGUUUCUUGCUCUCAGUCAAAUGGGUGGUCAAGAACAAUCUAAUAAGGUUGGUCAAAGUUUCGUACAACGACUGCUGGAAGUUGGUGAUAUCCAUGCUUCUGCCACCAUACUUUUGGCUCUAGGAGACAAAAAUGACGCUAUCGAAGUUUACGUGUCCCGUAACUAUUUCAUGGAAGCUAUCCUGAUGACUUGUCUCUUGCUGCCCGGUGACUGGCAACGGCAAUCGUAUCUCGUUCGUCGGUGGGGCGAGCAUGUGGUAUCGAAUUCCCAGCAGCAACUAGCUAUCCGGUGCUUCAUGUGUACAGGAGCUGAGCCCUCCGAACCAUGGAGGUCUCCUACAGCCCCCACUGCUCCUUAUCGUGAUAUUCGCGUAACCUCGCCUGUCUCAGAACCGCAGCCACAGCCAGCCGAUCAAUCGCGACCGGAUCAAGCUAAUCGGAUGACCGUGAAGAACUCGGCACUCAAACUUAUUACAUCAUUUGGUCCUCAAGCGAAUCAAUUCAAAUUCCCUGGUCUCAAGUCUGAUGACCGUACCCCUACAAAUGCUCCAGGGAUCACACCCAUUGCUGAAUCGGCCGUUGGAGAAUCUGCUCUUUCACCGGGGGGCCUUGGUGCCUACAGGCUCAAUAACAUUCGGAACAUCAAUAAUGCAAUGUCUUCCAGAACUGGCACCCCCAGUAUUACGCAUCGUCGCCAACGUCUACCUUCCAUCGGUGAAACACCGGUUGAUGUUCAACCACCCAGCUUCCCCCAAAGAUCACUUGCCAGAUCCGGAGACUCGAGUUCGGGAAAGGAAAGGGCAAGCGACUCUAACGCUGAAGACGAGGGUGCUGCGAAAGAUAGCGGUGUAUCUACGUUACUAUUAUCUUCUGCUCGAUAUGAACCAGGAGAAACCAGUCAUGGUCCCAGCCCACAAACCGCUGUGCAAGCAGCACCAAACAAAUUCCAUGGCAUUAAGGGUCUACCCUCCCCGGCCGCUGGCGUUUUUGAGACUCUAAAGGAGUACAGUCUAACCAGAAAUGGUUCCCGGGAUCGUAAGCCGGAGGGUCUUCAUAUCCAAUGGCCCCCUAUCGAUACUUCUGAGUCUGAAACUGGCGGAUACCCUUCAUAUUCUGAAAAUACUGAUGGUGAUGGUAAAAGCCCGGCAUCGGUUUUCCAUGGCCUACGUGCUACCAAGAGCCCCCUUGUCAGUGGUCGCAGCAUCGAUCAGUACAUCAGUAGUCUCGAUGAGGCCAACUAUUAUGCCAAGCAAUUCCGCCGCCCUCAAGCAAAGCCGGCGGGUCAUGGGGACACCAGUGGUAGUGAGCACAAGCAUAAAUCUAGGAACCCGUCGGUGGAAUCCCGUGGUCGACCUAAUACCCGGUAUAUUGCGCCAGCAAAGCGAUCGCCAUCUUCCCCUGUUCCGAUGUCCCCCGAGGAGUUUGCAAAAUACAAUGCAAGCGUCGAGAGUCUUGGUACUGACCGGGCCAAACCGAGGAGCAGAAGCCACACCAAAGGCAGAUCACGCGCUCGUGACUCUUCCACGACAGAAAAUCGUCAACGUUCCACAUCUAGAGGAGUUGAUAAGAAGAAUAAGGCGCGUAGUCGCAAUUCCAGUCGUCGACGACACAGCCGAGGGCGUAGUAGUGACAGGAAUAGAUCUGUCCUGCAAUCUCCUAGCUCGCCUCUGCCGAUGUCACCAUCCGAAGAACUGCGAGGGUUUGAGGAAAGUCUGCGCUUUGUCACAAGCGAUCGUGAAAGGCUGCAAAGGUCUCAACCAAGAAGUUCAAGUCGCCGUGCAGACCGUGGAACCAGUACCCGGCGUGAUGCAUCACCCGACAAACGACGACCCAGAGCUCGAUCAAGCAGCCGUCAGGCCCCCGGAGCCCAGCCCACUUCUGAGCUCACUCCGCAGCUCACCCCACAGCAUCCUCCCGCAGAGUUAGUGGAAGAGCCACAAAAGCAAGGUUCUGGGAAUGAAUCUAGUAUUUUGAGCGCAGAUGAGCGGGUCAGGAGAGAGCUGGCAGCUGCGGAGCUUGAAGCACGACGUCUAUCCCUUGCUCGACGCCCCUCUGCUCCGAACAUCCCUCGGCCUGGUGACUUUAAGGCGAAUUCAAAUACCACGUCCAUGGGUGGCAAGGCUCCAGAAAGUCCCCCAUCAUCUGGUGGAUCAUUUGGCCGACGUAUGCGAUCCCAGAGCAACGCCAGUAAGCGGUCACCAGAGAUACCCAAUGGAUCCGAUUCAAGCUCGUCCUCUCAUGGCCGAACCGGGCCUCUCGGCUUACCUGCAACCCCGAAAGCGAUGCGGCAUCCUAAAUACAGCGAUGGAUAUCUUGAGGAGGAGGUCCCUGCUGUUCCAGGAAUACCAUUGACGCUGCCCAAUACGGUGUAUCAAUCAGAAGCCGCAAGUAUUAGUCGGUCUAUGUCCGUCCCGGCCAUUGAAUUCCAAAACCCAGCACCCGUUGAUAUUCCUCAUCAUCCUCGGUACAUCCCAGGACUUCCGAGAAGCAGAUCGACAAGCAGAACUCGUGGCCCACGAGGGCAUCGGCGUGAGAAUUCUCGGGAGAUCGGGUCUGUUUCUUAUGGAUCCCCACCCUUACCUGUCAAUGUCGAAAACGAGAUUAUUAUCGACAACACGAAGGUAUCCCCACCUAUUCUUCCAGAGCUACAGCACCUGACUACACCACCACCGCCUCCCCCUGUCCCAAGUUCCAGCGGUUCAAGGCUGAAGGAUCCCGCUUCCAUUGGUAAUGUUAUGGAUAAUUCCCGUGCGGGUCAUGAAAUUUUGCGACCCGUCACGACUGGCGCCGAUACUCAGCACUCGCGCAGGAUUUCGACUGAUCAUAGACGAGGCCGCAGCAUAAACGAAAGUUUUGCGACAAAGAUCCGAAAUUUCACAGGCCGGAUGCGAAGCAACAGCCGUGGUCCCAGCGUACGGUCUCCGCCGACAGAGUCUUCUGAAAAGACAGCAGUCUCUCCAUAUGAGAGCAUUCCCAUGCCCAUUGAAAAUGCAUUCUAG